UGUCGUUCCGUGCUGAGAGAGAGAGUCAUGUCUGAGACCGCUCCCGCCGCUUCGGCGACAGCUUCGGCUGCCGCCUCGGCCCCAGUGGCCGCGCCGAAAGCGCCGGCGAAGAAGGCGAAGAAAGCGGCCGCCAAGCCGCGCAAGGCUUCGGGCCCCAGCGUCACCGAGCUGCUCACCAAGGCGGUGUCGGCCUCCAAGGAGCGCAAAGGCGUCUCUCUGGCGGCGCUGAAGAAGGCCUUGGCGGCCGGCGGGUAUGACGUGGAGAAGAACAACAGCCGCAUCAAGCUGGGCCUCAAGAGCCUGGUGAGCAAGGGCACGCUGGUGCACACCAAAGGCAUCGGCGCCUCGGGCUCCUUCAAGAUCGGGAAGAAAGCCGAGGGCGGCGCGAAGGAGAAGGCGGCGGCGCCCAAGAGGAAGGCCCCCGCCAAGGCCAAGGCCGCCCGGAAGCCCGCCGCCAAGGCCAAGAAGCCCAAGAAGGCCGCCUCCGCCUCCAAGAGCCCUAAGAAGAGCCCCAAGAAGCCCAAGAAGCCCGCCGCCAAGAAGGCCGCCGCCGCUAAGAGCCCCAAGAAGGCCAAGCCUGUCAAGCCCAAGAAGGUGGCCAAGAGCCCCGCCAAGGCCCGGCCAGCCAAGCCCAAGGCGGCCAAGCCCAAGGCGGCGGGGAAGGCCAAGGCGGCCGGCGGGAAGGGCCAAGGCAAGCGGGCGGCGCCCAAGAGGAAGUAGACCCUCUCGCCUGCCUGCCUUCCUUCCUUCCUUCUGCCGCUCCCACCAAAACCCAAAGGCUCUUUUAAGAGCCACCCACUCCCUCAGGAAAAGAGCUGUUCUCCCUUUUCCGGGUGCCCACUGGGCAACAUCCAUUCCAAAUCCGAGCACUUAGACCAGGCAUGAGGCUGUUAAGAAUGGUGAGAGCUGAAGUCCAAAACUCCUAGAGCAGUGGUUCUCAACCUGGAAUCUCCAGAUGCUUUUGGUCUACAGCUCUCAGAAAUCCCAUCCAGUUUACCAGCUGUUAGGAUUUCUGGGAGCUGAAGGCCAAAAACAUUUGGGGACCCCAGGUUGAGAACCACUGGCCUACAGGCAAGGCCAUAGCCAGAAACAAAAUUUCAGGGGGGAUUUAAACUUUUUUUAAAGCGAAUCAUGAAGAAUAGUUCCAUAAGGCAAAAUAAUUUAGAUAUCGGGCUCCAUUGAUAAACUUCAGUGGACACUCAAGGCAGAUAAACUCCAGUGUACAUUUGUGGGGAUUUGGUUAACCAGUUUAAAUUAAUGAGUAAACCAAGCUUUUUAAAAACUUGAACAAUUUCAGGAGGGGGGGUUGGACCCCUAACACUCCCCCCCCCCCCACUACAGCCCUGAGACCAGGUAUGGGCAAACUAUGGCAGGCAUCCUCAGAGGUUGUGAGGUGUUGGAAACUAGGCAAGUGGGGUUUAUAUAUCUGGGGAAUGUCCAGGGUGGGAGAAAGAAUUCUGUUUGAGGUGGGUGUGAAUGUUUCAGUUUGCUGCCUUGAUUAGCAUUGAAUAGCUUUUCAGCUUCAAGGUCUGGCUGCUUACUGCCUUGGGGGAAUCCUUUGUUGGUAAGUGUUAGCUGGUCCAGUGCAGGAACAACUAUCAUGUCAGAUGACACAGAGAAG
Anolis carolinensis (green anole) is the source of this 1621-nucleotide messenger RNA. Its product is annotated as histone H1-like. Gene Ontology annotation, cellular component: nucleosome. The coding region runs from base 28 to 720 and encodes 230 amino acids. Gene Ontology annotation, molecular function: DNA binding; structural constituent of chromatin. Gene Ontology annotation, biological process: nucleosome assembly. The transcript has a single exon. The record is from RefSeq and is a predicted model, not a curated record. NCBI's taxonomy places the organism in Eukaryota, Metazoa, Chordata, Lepidosauria, Squamata, Anolidae.